GGCACUACGUUUCCGAGAUAGGAAAAUCCAACAUAUAGCGCACACACCUAAGCUCUUAUUUAUCAAUCAAUAAGCGAUAAGAUAAGCAGGUCGGCGAUAGAUAUAGAUAGAGUUCCAAUCGAACCUGUUCAAGCACCCAAAACCAAAACCCAAAAAUGUGUAGUCUUGUUCGACAGUUCGACCACAGAGGGUGCCCGAUGCCCGACACCGAUCCCAGACCUUCGCCCAACGAUGGUUUCCAGGCCAUUCCCAUUGACAGUGCCGGUGGCCAGCAGCGGGAGCUGAUCCUGCAGAGCAGCCAGAGGAGUCCCUGCUGCAAUCGAGAUCUGCGGAAUCAGCCCCAGGCAAAUGCAGUAGGAGCAGCGGCACUUAUCUUUCUGUCCGGAGGUCUUCAUAUAGCCUGGAGCAUUGGCUUUGACACCUUGUUUGCCGAACUGGAAGUUAACAAUCAUUUGCGUAUUUGCUGGUUUUUAGCCGCCAUUUUUGGGGCCCUUUUGGGUGGAUUCUUCAGUCAGAAAUAUUCAUAUAAAUUGUUAAUGCAAUUCUGCUCCCUGCUUGUCCUGAUCGGAGGAGUUGUGAUGGCUGCCAUCAAGCUAAACCUCAAUGCCUUGCUGGCUGCAAGAUAUCUGAAUGGUUUUGCCAAUGGCCUGGCCAUAGCCCCCACCCUGGCCAUGGCUGGUGAGCUCUCCGUUUUCUACAAGAGAGGAACCACCACCUCGGCGGCGGAACAGUGGCCUGUGAAUAUUGGAAUCUUUGUGCAAAUUGUGUGCAGUGCCAGCUGGGACACGGAAGGCGACUUCACGGAGGAGCAGUUCCAGGGAGCAAUCAGUGCAGUCUUAGGUGUCCUGGCUUUGGUCAUGUCCACUCUGCUCUCCAUCGAGUCACCGGUGGAUCUGCUGGAGCAGGGCGAUGAGCAGGCAGCCAUCGAGGCGCUGAGCCGGCUGCAGAGACCCCGGGCAGUGACGGCGGAGACGUACGACCAGGUGAGCGAUCAUCGCACCUACCUGGCCCACCAUAGAUCUCUGAGCUGGCGAAAGGCCUGCCCGGCCUUCUUCCGGCUGGCGGCACUGCGAGCCAUGAACGCGAUGAGCUGCAGCAUGCUGGUGGCCUACACUCUGAUUAUCACCAGCAACAUGGUCUACAGGGAUAACUCAGGACCAUAUGUCCUCUUCGGUUUCCUGCGACUCAUGGGCAGUUUUAGCUGUGCUUUUGCCCUGGACUCACUGGGCAGAAAAAUACCCUUGCUCCUGGGGCUGGUAAUCUGUGGAGGCCUGUCCUUCGGCCUGGCCAGCAGGUUUGCUGGUGCCAAGCUGCUUCGCUUCGGGGACAUGCGGAUGGCCCUGUGGCUCCUGCUCAUCUUCCAGUUGUUUGCGGGCAUAGGAUUUGCCCCCAGCUCGGCGUAUCUUUCGGAGGCCUUUCCCCGCCGCUUCAAGAGGCAGUGCAUAGCCCUGGCCUAUGUCCUGGAGAUGAUUGUCCAGGUGAUGAUCCUCCAAGUCGAUCUCAGCGCCACAGCCGUGGGCAGCGACUGUGUGGAGAUGUUCUUCUUUACCAUGGGAAGUCUCCUGCUGGCCAGCUUCCUGGGCAGCGUCUGGUUUAUGCCAGAGACCAAGGACACUACGCUGUUGCAGGCGCAGUUUCGGUUUCAGGAGUUUGUGAUCCCGCCAUCCUAAAAGUAGGCCACAACAAACAAGACUAGCCCCUAGAUAUAGCUAGGGAAUAAAUCGGAAAUCUUUAUAGGGAGCAGUGCUGCGUGUUUGCCGUUGUCUUAUCGCCGGAGAAGUGACUGUCGAGAUUUGAAUUCUCUCGCGAUUGUGCGGAUCAGCAUGAGGAGCAAUUAGACUUCGGGGAACACCAGGGAUAUAUAGAGGUAUAUAUAGAGGUAUAUAUAUAGUGAUUAAAUGGUAAAAGUUAUAUGGCCAAAGACCAAUCAAGUCGGUUCCCAUACAACUACGAUAAGAUAUACUCGAGAGAUCAUAAAUGUUUGAUGGACUUUAUAUAGUAAAGAAAAAGUAUUUUAAAAUGGGAACUACUACCUCGGGGUGGUUCUGGCUAUAAAACUGAGUGAUUAGCUUAUAAAUAACUAAAGCUUAUUAAUGUAUAAAAUUAUUUUAAAUUUUAUAUUUAGUCUAUAAAAGAUAUAAAGACUUAAUUCAUGACUGCAAAAAUUGAGGGAAUAUUAAAAAAAUAUAAACUUUAUAAGAAAAUUAAGAUAUUAAUAUGAAAUAAA
This is a messenger RNA of Drosophila kikkawai, 2227 nucleotides long. The record is from RefSeq and is a predicted model, not a curated record. NCBI's taxonomy places the organism in Eukaryota, Metazoa, Arthropoda, Insecta, Diptera, Drosophilidae.